UACUCGACGGUGGGCUCCGUGGCCGAGGUCAACUCCAAGUUCAGCACGCUCAAGAUCGUCGACAUGAAGCAGACGGCCGAGUACACGGACGACCUGUACGGCCUCAAGACGCUGGACACGGCCGGCGCUCUCCACAUCCACGAGGUGCCCGACGUGCCGCACAACUGCUGGCUGUUCGACUACACGUCGCUGGCCACCAAGGUGCUCUGCAAGCACAAACCUGUGUACGACGCCGAGAUCUACCCCCUGCUGGUGUAA
This is a messenger RNA of Phytophthora sojae, 258 nucleotides long. RefSeq lists its product as hypothetical. Lineage: Eukaryota; Oomycota; Peronosporomycetes; Peronosporales; Peronosporaceae. The record is from RefSeq and is a predicted model, not a curated record. The transcript has a single exon. The annotation marks the transcript as partial.